Molecule: messenger RNA, 3015 nt
Organism: Cololabis saira (Pacific saury)
Lineage: Eukaryota; Metazoa; Chordata; Actinopteri; Beloniformes; Belonidae
Gene: mapk15
Product: mitogen-activated protein kinase 15
Exons: 14
Coding region: 662-2242 (526 amino acids)
Biological process (GO): protein phosphorylation; intracellular signal transduction
Cellular component (GO): nucleus; cytoplasm
Molecular function (GO): MAP kinase activity; ATP binding
Source: RefSeq, a predicted model, not a curated record
UUUAAGAACAAGGUAGUAGUUGUUGCCAGGACAACGAAACGACGACAAAACUCGACGGCUCUUCUUGCUUCAUCAGACAGCUGUGGAGGAGAGCGGAAUAUCUCACAGAGUUUGCAUGGUCAAAAAAAAAAAAAAAAAAGGUUUAUUCAUAAAGCAAUCUAGGAAGGAAAACAAACCUACUCGUCGACAAACUCCGACUGAAGUAGGAAGAGCGACGACUGACCAGAAGACUGCAGGAAAUACUCCACCCUUGGCGAUAAUAGGCGACCCGUCGCUGUUUAUUAUGGGACACCUGGGAUGUUACACUUGACUCUAGUUCGUCCAGAACCUGCUUUUAUUUGGGCCAUGCGGAUUAAUAUCACGAGAAGCCCGACAUGAUUUCCGCCUGAGCGGCAGUGAGCUGUUCUGCAAAAUGAGCACGAAACAUGAGACGGCAAAAGUUUCAGAAAUGGAGCAACACAUUACUGUCAAAUAUGAAAUCAAGAAGAGAAUUGGAAAAGGGGUAUAAGAAGUCACCUGGUGAAGUGUAACUUUGAUUCCUCAGGCCUAUGGCAUUGUGUGGAAAGCUGUUGACAGACUGACUGGGGAGAUCGUGGCAGUGAAAAAGAUCUUUGAUGCUUUCAGGAACCGCACAGAUGCUCAGCGAACAUUCAGAGAAAUCAUGUUCCUUCAGGAGUUUGGAGAUCACCCCAACAUUGUCAGACUUCUAAAUGUCAUCCGAGCACAAAAUGAUCGAGAUAUUUACCUUGUGUUUGAAUAUAUGGAUACAGACUUGCAUGCUGUGAUAAAAAAAGGCUCAUUGCUGAAGGACAUCCACAUCCGUUAUGUUAUGUACCAACUCUUCAAAGCCAUCAAAUACCUCCAUUCAGGAAAUGUUAUUCACAGAGACCAUAAGCCCUCGAAUGUGCUUCUGGACACUGACUGUGUUGUCAAAUUGUGUGAUUUCGGCUUGGCCAGAUCCCUCAACCAGAUCCAAGAGGACAGUGGGAAUCCGGCACUGACAGAGUACGUGGCCACGCGGUGGUACCGGGCUCCUGAAAUCCUGCUGGGAUCCACAAGAUACACUAAAGGUGUGGACAUGUGGAGCCUGGGCUGUAUCCUGGGAGAGAUGCUGGUGGGAAAAGCCCUGUUCCCUGGAACAUCUACUUUCAACCAGAUAGAAAAAAUCAUGAGUGCCAUACCUCAUCCCAGCCCAGAAGAUAUUCUUGCUAUCAAGUCAGAAUAUGGAUCUUCUGUCAUUCAGAGAAUGCUACUGAAACCACAGGGGCAUUUGGAGGAGCUUUUCCAGCCGACUGUGCCUCCGGAUGCUCUGGACCUAAUGAAGGGUUUGCUAGUUUUCAAUCCAGAAAAGCGGUUGACUGCAGAACAAGCCCUUCAGCACCCAUAUGUAGCCAAGUUCCAUAAUCCAGCCAAAGAGCCAGCUCUCAACUAUGACGUAGUGCUUCCAGUGGAUGAUGAUGUGCAAUUAUCUGUUGUUCAGUACCGCAACAAACUAUAUGAGAUGAUGGUGGAGUGGAGAACUAAUAACAGGAUGCUGAUGCUGCCGAAACCUAAAGCUUGUGUCAGUAGUCCGGGGGAACCCGAUGUGAAGUGCGAUAAAGAAGAGAAAAGUCCAGUGGCAGCAGACAGCCAAAGAGAUGGCAGCCAUGAAGGAAAACCACAACAUGAACAGAUUGACAAGACAAGCAAUGUGCUUUUACAUGCGGGUGUCACCAAGCCUGGAGCUGCAACUUCAUCUCCCCUACCUGCUGUGGAGAAGACAAGCCCGUUAACUGGUCAUGGAUUAGGAAAAACCACAUAUAACCCCAUCACACAUAUCCCAACCAGCACCAAGCUAGCUGGACAGAUUAGUAAUGGAAGUACUACAACAUCACCAGCAGAGGGCGCAAACGCUGCUGUAUCCAUGGGCCAGAUUCUGCACCGUGGUCGCUCAGCUCCUGUAUCCCACAACCGUUCUUUCUCCUCGACCCUAAACCAAACUCAGAACAAUCCUUUAGUCCGCAAAGAUGAGAAAUCUUUGUCUACUGGGCUGUAUGUCACAGCAGCAUGCCUGCACUCAAGUCCCCAGGCUCGUGAGGCUCGCCCACCACCACGCUACAGCAAGAAAGUGUUUCAAAAUAACUGCAAUGUGGCAGCUGCUGGCGAUCCUCGGGCCAAACUAGGUAGCUAUUCCCAGGCCUACGGUACCAUCAGCAAGACAGAACUGGACAGCCUGCUUCGCAGCCGCCCCUACAACCAGUAGCUGCUGUCGUAUCCAUGGUUAUGUAGGAGGCUGAUGUCAUGUGUGUUUAGAUACACAACUUAAUCUGCUUUGGUCGUGUUGUGACAUUAUACAGGACAGUGGAAGUCUGGUAAACAGAUAUUUUGUAAAGAUGAAUAAUUAGGUAAAAUACCUCCUAUGUAAUGUUCAACUUUUACCCAUGGAAACAUGGUUUUAAUUUCACUGCCUGAUAUGUGUGAAAGCACAUUACAUGUAUCCAACUGUAACUUAUAAACACGUCAAUCUAACUAGUUUUUUUUUCCUCCCCAAAAGUUUAAUACAACCAAUUUCACACAUAGUUAAGCUGCUAGCUGUGAAGAAUAAUAAAAUGUUGUGAGGGCCCCAAAUCCUCAGGGUCACUGAAGCUGCUGUUUUUGCUGAAUUAGUCAAAAAUAUGUUUAUAGUAUUUAGAUAGUGGGUUUGUUGGAAGAUAUGCACUAUUGUUACGUAAUGUUACAAACAGGAGAUUUACAGGAUACCACACCUUUUGCCUUAUGUGCCACCUUAAAUUUCUCAUGUAUUUCUCAUGUUGAUCCAAGACCAAAAUUACCUAAGAGCUUUAUGGUUUACUGUCACAUUAACACCAAUCCAGUGAAUACUCCAUAAAAGAACUGUAAAAAUAUGCAAAUAAAUGUUUUGAUUAAUUUAUUAUUGCAGUAGGGUGUGAGUGCAUGAAUGUAUAAAGUGUAUCGCGUAGCAUCAAAGCAAUAUGUUAUGAUAAAUCCUCUAUAAAUGUACAAAUAAAGCAAUGUUAA